GGAGCUCGGGCUCAUCAUGAAACAACGAAAAGGCCAGGGGCCUGGGGGCGGCCGUGAGCGCAAGAAGAGAGGUUUGAGUGACAUUUCUCCAUCUACAAGCCUACCACCUCUGGUUGAAGGUCAGCUACGCUGCUUUCUAAAACUUACUAUCAGUAAAGUCAUAUGGAAGGUUGCAAAGCCUCACACCUGUGUACUUGUCCGAGUGAGAUGGUGGGGAGAAACAUCAGAUGGAACUCUCUUCUGUCCCAGGGACACAUUGCAGACUGAACCAAAAGCUGUGAGAACAACUACACGAUAUGCUAUCCGCUGUGGCCCAAAGCAGUUUACCUCCUAUCUCACGGAUAUGGCUGUGCUGGUGCUGGAAGUAAUCACCAAACUUGAUCAUCUUCCAAUUGGUAGAGUUCAGAUCAGUGGACUAGCUCAGCUUUCACCAACCCAUCAAAUCAAUGGAUUUUUUGCCAUUGUUUCACCAACAUCUAAGAAACUUGGAGAACUUCAGGUCUCACUUGCCCUGGAGCCUCUGUCAGAUACUUACAACAGUUACAAUCCUCAUCUUACCACUGACAUGACAGAAAAUGUGCUUUUAUCUGAGCAGGGAUUCAGAGAGAAUACUGAACCUAGCGAUACCCAAUUUCUGGUUCCAUCAAGGCCUCAUGGGAUACCUACCAGCAAAAUUGAUGGAAAAGAGAUAGCAGCCAAUAGUAGUAGAUCAACCACUCCAAGGGGAAAGGACCACUUGUACUUUGCAGAGAAUCCUGAUAUAAUAAAAGACUCUUUCUUCAGGCUCCAGCACCAUCUUAAUCCCAGACAGAGUUUAGAGUCUGUAACUCUGAGAGGCAAAGCUCCACAGAAGCAGAUGUCUCUUCUCAACAGCUCUGAAUUUCAGCCUCAAAUUAGAACAGUUGCCAAGAGUCAUAGUGACUCAUGCAUUCUUUCUUCAAACAUCCCCCCUACCAAGGACCUUCUUUCAGCUCUGUUAGAACAAGGCAAUAAACUGCGUAAUGCCAUGGUGAUUUCUGCAAUGAAAUCAAGCCCAAAUACUAGCAUGUUGUUGGAAAAAGUUCAUCCUCUGUGAAGGAAGAUUCUCUUAGAGCAUCACCACAAAUCAGAGCCUUUCCUAGCAAUCAAUUUAAAGACCACAUUGAAGAUCACCUCCUCCCUCCAACUGAGAAUACAUUUUGGAAAGAUGAUACAAAAGCUGAUACCAGAGCUAUACAGCUGCUAUUAG
Galeopterus variegatus (Sunda flying lemur) is the source of this 1228-nucleotide messenger RNA. RefSeq names its product C2 domain-containing protein 3-like. Lineage: Eukaryota; Metazoa; Chordata; Mammalia; Dermoptera; Cynocephalidae. Gene Ontology annotation, biological process: cilium assembly; centriole elongation. The record is from RefSeq and is a predicted model, not a curated record. Gene Ontology annotation, cellular component: centriole; centriolar satellite.